AGGCGGGAGGGGGUGGGCGGAGUAGCCGCGUUCCUACGUGGGUCGCGGCACGGCACAGGCUCUCCCGGCCUCCCCGGCUUCUUUUGGCAUCGGCUCGAAACUCCUUUCCCCGGACGCGGAGCAGGAGCUCUCCCGACGCUUCUCGGGGAGUGUCGUCUGGGUCGGUGCUGCUGCAGGAAGAGCCCUUCUCCCGACCCUGGAAGGCCCUGGCACACCUCGCCGAUCUCCGUGUUCAGGGGUUAAUGUGGGAAUCAGAGCAGAAUGGAUCGGUAUCGAUAUUUCAUCUUUAACCAGAGGAACAUGGUCGUGCUGGGGAUGUUCCAGAUAGCCUUCAGCACCAUCUGUGUCACCAGUGGGUUCAUAGAUGGCAUUUUCAGAACAGAGUCUCAGCUGGGCAAAACCGGAGCUCCAGUUUGGGCUGGCAUGGUGAUGGGAGUCCCAGGCGUCCUAGCUUUGUUCUCCUCGCAGAGGAAGAAUCCAGUUCUUGUGAAUGUACUGAUAGUUGCUUCCAUAUUCUCUUGUGUUGCCAUCCUCAUUAUAAUAGUUUAUAGCUUCUUCACACUGAACUAUGGUGAAGAGGAGGAGUUGAGUUCUGCCCCAGUCCAUGUUAUCCAUACUAGGUUCAUACUCAAUAAAGUUGUCAAGGGUGCUAACAUAGCCAUGCUGGCUGUAUCCAUCUGCAGUGCCUUUUUUGUACUGGCCAUGGCUUACUUGGGAUGCCGGAGUCUUCCACACUGCUCCUGCUAUGACAGUGUAACUGGGAUGGAAUGGUUGCAACCUAGUGAGGACCAAAAUCAGGCUGUGGAAAUGGUUUGUGCUGUACAAAGUGGGAGGCUGUGCAGAGCCCAUUGAAUCUCAGAAUAUCUCUGGAAACUAGCAGCCAUUAUUCCUCUCUCAAUGCUUCUUCAGAGCUCUCACUGAUGACACUAUUCAGCUGGAUAAAUGAGGCCUCCUUUGGGCACCCAGCAUUAACAAGAGGAAGGAGAAAAAAUCCUGCAUCCUCAGAGACAUCCUCAGAACAGUGGGAUUUUUUUUGUGAGUCCUAGAAUCAUGACAACUUCUAAUGCUAUUUAUGACUUUAGACAUGGUGUUGAUUUGUUAAAAGUAACAUUACUAUUAUGCUAAAAGUUAAAAUGUUAAAAGUAACAUUACUAUUUUUAAAUAACAUAUGGCUCUACAUUUAUCUGGGACUUGCAAUCUUAAGCAACAUCAGUCAAUGACCUCAAAAGUAGGACUCUGGAAAAAAAAAAGAGUAUUAGAAUUAUACAUUCUGGUGAAAGUGAAAAUACUCAGAGAGGGGACAAGGAAUAUGACUUUCAACAAACUUAUAAAAGUUAAAGAGGCUUUAUUUCUGAAUGAGACCAGAAGAAGAGUAAUGGAGGAGACUCCUUUAGGGUCUUUACUUACAUACAAGGGUCAGUUAUCACUAUUUUUAUAAAUGUUGUAUCACUUCUGGAAUCUGAAAUAAAUACUGAACAUGCCUCUGAAUCAUCAGGCGGGUGCUUCAGAUGCCUCAAAAUCACCUAAAGUCAUUUCCAGAAAACACUGACAGUACUCCAAGUAUUGUGACAGUCUUUUUUGAAGAAUUUGUCACCCACACAGACAGAAACUAGAAACUCCUUUAAUUCCCUCACAACAUUUUUUAAACUAUAUGGAAUUAUAUUAUUAAUCCUAUUAUAAUUAUUGAAAACAAGUUAUAACAGUUUGUGGCAAAGCCAGUUUAUUAGGUUUCUGGGAUUGUGCUUUGCCUGCCCCCAGCACAUACAAAAUAACCCAACUUUACAGUCUGGUAAAGUUAAAAUACACAUACAAAGUAUUCAGUACUCUCACAUCCAUUCUAUGGGCAGAACACCACCACUGAAAGCCAGGGAGCAACACUGAAUGCUGCAUUACUGACCACACUGCCUUCGUGGCAGAACCAUUAAAACAUGCUUUGUGCUGAACAUGGAAUUAAACACUUGAGCACCAUUUCCACACAAUUUUCAUGACAUGAGGGCCCUUAUUUACAAGUUGUGGCAACUCAGAUAAAACUUAACAGAUGUGCAGGUGGUUCAGCUCAAAUUUAACAGUAACACUGCAGCUACAUUACUUUCUUACCCCAACCCCCAACCUGACUGACUUUAAAAUUCUGAACUCUGGGAUAUUUUUUAUUAAAACAAAACAAAACCAAAAACCCCACACAAAUAAAUGAAAAACAAACAAACAAAAAAACCAAAAAAACCCCCAACCAACCAAAAACAAAAACCCUCUAAAACAAAACAAAAACUACCCCGCAAACAAAAAACAACAAAAAAUAUCACAAAAAAACCAUCAAAACUUGCUGACAUAUUUAGUAUACAAAUAAUUAAGAAAGAUCCUUCUCAGAAAAAGGAUUAAGGACAUGAGUGAAAGACAAUCUGUCCAACAGGACUGUAAACCAUAUCUACUCACCACAGUAUAAAUAUCAAUUUAAGAUCAAUCCCUUUCUUAAAGAAAUCGUUAAGGACACUAGUGUUAAAAAGGUGAUUGUUUCUGAAACAACUGUAAAUUCUAGUCAUGUAAGGUUCAGAGUGAAUACAAAAGCUCCCUUUUACAAGUUUUUCCUAAGCAAAAAUACUGUCACAACUGAGGCAGCAUUAUACAGGAAAAAGUAUUACUUUUUGUUUAAUUAUUUUUAAACAUCUUAAUCAUAUUAGACAAAUUAAAUGCUCUUUCAAAAUCCAGAAAAAAGUCUAUGCAUUUUUUUCUGUACGUAUUGCAAUGAAAUUACAUCUUAAGAAUUGUAAUAGUUUACAUAAUAACAGUUAUCUUGUUUCUGUAAUUUGUUUCUAAUGUGACCAUUAGGGUGACAGCUUCUGAACUAGCCCUUCCAUUUAGUUUCCAGUAAGCAACACAUGCUACACAUUGCAAAAAAAAAAAA
Cyanistes caeruleus (blue tit) is the source of this 2899-nucleotide messenger RNA. RefSeq lists its product as uncharacterized. NCBI's taxonomy places the organism in Eukaryota, Metazoa, Chordata, Aves, Passeriformes, Paridae. Gene Ontology annotation, cellular component: membrane. The record is from RefSeq and is a predicted model, not a curated record.